Messenger RNA from Suillus discolor, 643 nucleotides. RefSeq lists its product as uncharacterized. The coding region runs from base 126 to 398 and encodes 90 amino acids. The transcript is spliced from 2 exons. Lineage: Eukaryota; Fungi; Basidiomycota; Agaricomycetes; Boletales; Suillaceae. The record is from RefSeq and is a predicted model, not a curated record.
GCCCGUUAUGCUGACCGCAGUUAGUGAUAUACUCAACGGCGAUUCGAAGCUCUCGGCAGUUGGUUUGCGGACUCUGGAGAUGGCUGACUCUGAGCGUAUUAAUUCUGUAAUUUGCCAAUAGCUAUAUGAACCCACAUAAUAUAAUUUGCUUACUACUGCAUCUCCAAUUUGAUACCACUAUCGCCCCAAGUUUAGCGGAGAUACUUGUGUCAAGCUCUUUGAUACAUUUUCCCAAGUUCUUAAAGCCGUCCCUCAUAUCCUUCCCCUACUUCUCAAGCAGUGACUGGUGCAAACAUAAUUGUGCAUCAUGGACAAGAUGGGGGACACUCUUGACCGUCAUGACUUAUGAUGGCCAUGAUUGUCUGCCAUUUUGUCCAACUUCGCAAUCAAGAUUUUGAAAUGGCAGCCAAACUUGGAUUACAGCGCCUUCCAGGCCUGCGCCUGGCUAUCAUGGCUACGGUGCGUGUCGAUAUAGACCUCGCAGCUCAUAGCAUCCAUUGCUAGAUCCUGUCAAUUAUUCCACCCAAUCGAGUCUUGGUCACCCGAGGAAUACUGUCACAUGGGAUAUAAUUGGUUGCCAGCACUAUGCGUAGCAGCUAUAGUGUGGAGUCUGGACGGAUGAAUGGACGUUCAUAACGGGAAG